UAACUCUGUAAGCACGGGCCGCUUAACCAGCUGAAAACUAUUGACCGAGAGCCAUUGAUUCAGAGGAAUUUAGAGCAAGUUGACGCUGCGUAACAUUCACUAUGAAUGAGGCCAGAGCUGUGACCGCUGUGAAAGACUCUCACAGAAAACAUCCUGCCAACCCUGCCCACUGACAUGCAGGACAUGAAGGACAACGCUUCGAAAAACGCCCAAAAACCACUGGCCAAGUUUACGCGUAACCAGAUCCAGAUCCAAAGCAGAGUCCUCUGAGCUGACAGAAGUUGAGGGGUGACUGAGCAGCUCUGAUUUCAUUUCACAUACUACAGAGAUUGUUGCACUGCCAUGUGCUCAGCUCCUGUUCCUCCGUCCUGCCAGAUUUGAAGCCAGAUUCUGAAACAAAUCGGUGAUAGAUCCGUCAGACAGACACAAUGACAACCGCCAGCGCUCCGCGAGACAGGUAUAAUGCUGUAUGGAUCAUAUUCUUCAUUCUGGGCCUGGGAACUCUGCUACCAUGGAAUUUCUUCAUGACUGCUACCAUGUACUUUACCAACCGUCUGAAGGACCCACAGACGAACGCAGAAUACAAUCAGACAGAAAAUGUGACGGUGGAGAAAGACGAUCCUAGACGUAAUGUCCUAGAGUCAAAGUUCAACAACGUGAUGACGCUGUGUGCCAUGGUACCGCUGCUGAUUUUCACCUGCCUCAACUCCUUCAUUCAUCAGAGGAUUCCUCAGAAGCUGAGGAUCCCAGGCAGUCUGUCUGUCAUUUUAGUGGUGUUUCUCAUCACAGCCGUGCUGGUGAAGGUGGAGAUGGAGCCCCUGCCAUUCUUUGCGUUUACUAUGAUCAAAAUCAUCUGCAUCAACUCGUUCGGGGCGAUUCUGCAGGGGAGUCUGUUUGGAUUGGCUGGGAUGCUCCCAGCGUCCUACACCACGCCCAUCAUGAGCGGACAGGGUCUGGCAGGGACGUUUGCAGCCUUCUCCAUGAUCUGUGCGCUCGCCUCGGGCUCAGAGCUGCAGGCCAGUGCCUUCGGUUACUUCAUCACUGCCUGUGUGGUUAUUCUCCUGGCCAUCGUUUCUUACUUCGCUCUGCCUAAAAUGGAGUUUUUCCAGUAUUAUUCUGAGAGCAAUGGCUCCCGAUCCAACUCUGAUGAGGAGAACAAGAUGGAUUUGCUGAAACAAGAAGGUCAAGCAGAGAAGAGGCCGGUCCUGAGCCUGACUGAUGAAGAGAGCAGACCCGCCGUGUCAGUGUUUGGCAUCUUCAAACAGAUCUGGGUGAUGGCUCUUUCCGUGUGCUUUGUGUUCACCAUCACCAUUGGAGUCUUCCCAGCUGUCACUGUUGAUGUCAAGACCACGGUUGUUGAAGAGGGGAACGGUUGGAAUACUUAUUUCAUCCCGGUGUCCUGCUUCCUCCUGUUCAACUUGAUGGACUGGGCCGGCAGGAGCCUGACUGCUGUUUGUAUGUGGCCCGGUAAAGACAGCAUCUGGCUGCCCGUCCUGGUCAUCGCACGCUUGGUGUUCGUUCCUCUCUUCAUGCUCUGUAACGUUCAGCCCAGACACUUCCUGCCCGUGGCGUUCGCUCACGAUGCCUGGUACAUCGUUUUCAUGAUCCUCUUCUCCUUCAGCAACGGAUACCUGGCCAGCCUCUGCAUGUGCUUCGGACCAAAGAAAGUGUCCCAACAUGAAGCGGAAACCGCAGGGGCCAUCAUGGCCUUCUUCCUCUCUCUUGGCUUGGCUCUGGGAGCCGCGUUAUCCUUCGCUUUCCGGGCCAUGGUCUAGAACCGUGGGCUGGUUCUCAGGAUGAUGAAGAAGAGGAACUUUAACCUCAGAUAUACACGGAGCUGGAGAGAAUGUUUUCAUACUGCACAUGUAUCCGCUUGCCUGUUUGUCCCUCUUGUGUGUUUUCUUGAAGAAAUGGAACUGGAAUAGACCGUAUUCAGGCCGGGAUUCAGAGGGACCAUCUUCAUCAACACCAUCAGGCAAAAAAAUGAGCCAAAUCUAUCUGCAUUUUUUUUUUAAAUACUUUUUGUAAAAUGUGCGUGACUUAGUAUUUAGCAAUAAUGUAUAGUUCAACUUAAACCUUUCUUGUUGAAAUAUUUUUAAUGAGUUUGUAGAUAUUAACAGUUUUAAUAGUCCUGUUUUACUUUUGUUUAGUGAUGGCAGAGACAUGCAGCUAUUUGGGCAGUAGUACACUCCAAAAAAAAAAAAAAGUUGUCCUUUGCGAAUGUCUAAAAAUUCAAAAUGACCUUUUGAUAUGAUAUAAAAUCUUAAAAUUAAGAGUUCAUGCUUAAAACAAGAAAAUAAAAAUAAUUUGGUUGUCCAUUUUGAAUUGUUUUUUCUUGCAUUAUUGAAAGACAUUUUUACUUGUUUUAAGCAUAAACUCAACUAAUUUUAACAUCUUAAGUCAUUUUUCUGAAGUAAAUGUCUCUUCAUUAAAGAAUGUUUAGAUAUUUGUUCUGAAAACAAAACAAGACUGUUUAAGGAACUAAUUUUGCAGUGGUUCUAGAUAAAUCGUACUGUAUCAUACCAUGAAAGGGCCCCAGUUUGAGUUUAUAGUGGCAUUUUGAAUCUUAAGAUCCAUUCAGAUGUCUGCUGUUUAUUUUGUCAGCUGCAGCUUGCUUUCAAAUAUUGGCCUCAGUACAUUUUAUCAGCAAUUUUAAAUGAAGGCCUAUAAGUGUUACAUUUGACCUUAUUAUUUAUGUUUAUUCUCUAACUGCUUUUUUAUUCAUUUGUUUAAUGCAACAUGUAUGAUGACACAUUUUAACACCAUGUAAAAGCACAACUUGCUUUGGUGCCUUUUAAAUUAGAUGUUAAAAAAAAAAAAAGUAAAAUUAUAAACACAUUUCUGUUUGUAACUGCGUGAUCUUGUCUGUUCAGUACGUGAGCUGCGCCAGAGACUCGACUGCUCGUCUGUCAGUGUCUCUAAAAACAGUUUGUAAUUAUAGGAAGUUUGCUUGAUUAGUGCCGUUAUUCCUGUGGCAAACCCAAGAAACUCUUCAUUAAUGCUUGACGCAACUAAAUGUUACAUCCACCAAUUGUUACAUAUCCACAAAGGCUGGUUUUCAUGAUAAAUAUACCAUACUUCCUAUGUUAACUGGGGUCAUUGUCAUGAAACAAGGGCAUUAAAAUGAAGAAAACUGUGUUCGUUAACACUAAAAAAAAUUUAAUAAACGCUGUCAUUUUUGCUUGCAUAAUAUUAUGCAAA
Cyprinus carpio (common carp) is the source of this 3201-nucleotide messenger RNA. RefSeq names its product equilibrative nucleoside transporter 1-like. Lineage: Eukaryota; Metazoa; Chordata; Actinopteri; Cypriniformes; Cyprinidae. Gene Ontology annotation, cellular component: plasma membrane. Gene Ontology annotation, biological process: nucleoside transmembrane transport; uridine transmembrane transport. The coding region runs from base 429 to 1775 and encodes 448 amino acids. The transcript is spliced from 14 exons. Gene Ontology annotation, molecular function: nucleoside transmembrane transporter activity. The record is from RefSeq and is a predicted model, not a curated record.